Aricia agestis (brown argus) is the source of this 1004-nucleotide messenger RNA. It is a transcript of the gene Rbm13, whose product is annotated as protein MAK16 homolog A. Bases 99 to 992 code for a protein of 297 amino acids. The record is from RefSeq and is a predicted model, not a curated record. The transcript is spliced from 8 exons. Lineage: Eukaryota; Metazoa; Arthropoda; Insecta; Lepidoptera; Lycaenidae. Gene Ontology annotation, cellular component: preribosome, large subunit precursor; nucleolus. Gene Ontology annotation, biological process: maturation of 5.8S rRNA; maturation of LSU-rRNA.
GUCAACGUCAUUUGCAUGCUUUUUAUUUUCCGAAGUUUGUUAAAAAUUUCAUGAAGUUUUAAUAUUAUUUAAAAGUAAUAUAAAGACAAAAAGACGAAAUGCAGCAUGAUGAUGUUGUAUGGGCGAUCAUCAACAAAACACAUUGCUCACAUAAAGUAACGACCAAGACUCAGCAUUUCUGUCGGAAUGAAUAUAACCUUACAGGUUUAUGUAGCAGAUCGUCGUGUCCCUUAGCGAACAGUAAAUACGCCACGAUAAGGGAAGAAAAUGGCGUUAUUUAUCUCUAUAUGCGGACUGCCGAGAGGAUAAUGUUUCCAGCGCAGCAAUGGGAGAAAGUGAAACUGUCUAGAAACUUCGAGAAGGCAAUUCAUCAAAUUAACGAAAAUCUUUUAUACUGGCCAGGGUUUAUAAAGGCAAAAUGCAAGCAAAGAUUCGUAAAAAUAACACAGUAUCUUAUACGCAUGAGAAAACUUAAACUACGUAGAGUUAAAGAAUUAGUGCCAAUACAACGUAAGAUAGAGAGAAGAGAGAGAAGACGAGAAGAGAAAGCUCUAGUUGCUGCCCGGAUAGACAACGCUAUUGAGAAACAGUUGUUGGACCGUCUUAAGAAAGGAACCUACAAUGAUAUAUACAACUUCCCGCAAAUGGCGUUUGACGCUGCACUCAAAGCCGAGGAGUUGUCCGAUGAAAGCGAGGAGGAGAAAUCUGAGGAUGAGGAGGAGAGAGAGAUGGAGCCGGAGCUGGAGAGAGAGCUGGCGAGGAGUGUGGACGAAGCAGACGAGUUUGUGGAGGCCGAUAGUGAUAUGGACAGCGAUAGCGGGGAGAGUGAGUCGGGAAUGAAGGAGAGUGCGGAUGUGGGGAGUGACUUCGAGUCGGACACGUCAGAUAUUGAGGACAUUUCACUGAAGGUGAAGAGCAAGAAGCCGCGCGUGGAGAUAGAGUACGAGACGGAGCCGGUCGUUAAUAUAUCCAAGAAGAAAAUAAAGCAUUGAUCAAUCACUUAA